UACAUGUGGAAUUAAUCUGCCUAUCAGAUUGGACGUAAAUUUUAAAUUCAUUGCGAUGAAGUGAUGGUUUUGAGAUUUUUUAUGUGAUGAAAUUGGUCUUGAUCCGCUUCUCAUCAUGUUCCAUCAUCUCGGAAAAAGUCUGGCUAAGAGAUAUCACUUCAGCGGUCUGGGUGAGUGUGGAUUUUCUUCUCACGUCUCACUCAGUCAGAGAAUAAACAAGGUGCUGAUAGCCAAUAGGGGAGAAAUAGCUUGUCGAAUUCAGAAAACCGCGAAGAAGCUCGGAGUGAAAACAGUAGCUGUAUACAGCGAUGCUGACGCGAAAUCCAUGCACGUAGACGCCGCCGAUGAAGCUUACCACAUCGGUCCACCAGCCUCAGCCCAGAGUUACCUGAGGCAGGAUAAAAUAAUAAAUGUCGCCAAGAAGGCAAAGUGCCAGGCGAUCCAUCCCGGAUAUGGAUUCCUAUCCGAGAAUAUGGAAUUCGCGGAUUUGUGUAGGAAAGAAAAUAUCAUCUUCAUUGGACCUCCAGCCACUGCCAUUAGGGAUAUGGGGAUUAAGAGCACAUCUAAGGAUAUUAUGAGUCGCGCUGGGGUCCCAAUUAUCACUGGAUAUCAUUCUGGUGAUCAGUCAAACGAAACUCUCCUCGCAGAGGCCAAGAAGAUCGGUUUUCCUCUCAUGAUAAAGGCAGUACGUGGUGGUGGAGGCAAGGGAAUGAGAAUAGCCAAGGAUGAGAGGAGUUUCGUGGAGGCAUUGGAGUCAGCGCGAACAGAAGCUCAGAAGGCAUUUGGGGACUCUGAUGUUCUGUUGGAGAAGUACGUGCAGAACCCGAGGCACGUGGAGGUGCAGAUAUUCGCUGAUCAGCAUGGCAAUGCUGUCUAUUUAUUCGAGAGAGACUGCUCAGUGCAGAGGAGACACCAGAAGGUCAUCGAGGAAGCCCCUGCGCCAGGACUGUCUGACAAAGUCAGAAGAGAAAUAGGGGAAGCAGCAGUGAGAGCAGCCAAGGCAGUGGGCUACGUUGGUGCAGGCACUGUGGAAUUCAUCUACGACAGAAACGAUCAAAGUUUCUACUUCAUGGAGAUGAAUACUCGCCUGCAGGUCGAGCAUCCUGUGACAGAAGCGAUCACUGGACUCGAUUUGGUUGAGUGGCAGCUCAAUAUCGCUGCUGGAGAGAAACUUCCACUCACUCAGGAUCAGCUCAGCAUCAAUGGGCAUGCUUUCGAAGCUAGAAUUUAUGCUGAGGAUCCCAGGGGUGGAUUUCUGCCACGAGCAGGUCCCCUUGUACACCUGAGUCCUCCAAAGACAUCCGAAAAUAUUAGAGUGGAGACUGGAGUGAGGGAAGGCGACGAAGUUUCUGUUCAUUAUGAUCCGAUGAUUGCUAAAUUAGUUGUUUGGGGGAGCAAUAGAGCUGAAGCACUGGACAUAUUACGGACGAAAUUGUCAGAGUACAAUAUAGCUGGAGUAGAAACAAACGUAGAAUUCGUAAAAGACCUGUGUCGUCACCCCAAGUUUCAAGCUGGUGACGUUCACACAGGCUUCAUCGAUGAGAAUCUAGACUCAUUAUUCCCCAGACUCCAGCCGCCAAGUGCUGUUCUCGCCCAGGGAGUUCUCGGAUUAAUCCUCUCCGAAGAUUUGUCUGCCCUCAAGGCUGCCCUCGACACCAAGGACCCCUUCAGCCCCUUCAAGACAGAACUGGGGAUGAGGUUGAACCACUCCCUGAAGAAGAGGUUCAAACUGAACUUUAUGGGGGAUGAUUUCGUAGUUGAUGUUAAGUAUGAGCAGCCUGAUGUCUACCUCAUGAGGAUCAAUGACAUUGGACCGUGGAGAAGGGUCGAGGGCCAUUUGACACAGGGCGACGAUGAUCUUGUGCUCAGGAGUGUUGUCGAGGGGGUGAAAACAAAAUCCUGUAUCUGCAGAUUUAACGAUGAACUUCAUGUCUUCACGAAUGAUCGAGCAUGGAAAUUCAUCAUACCACAGCCAGAUUAUAUUAAAAAAUUAUCGAGUAUAAGUGACGAUUUAGCUGGUGUUGCUGUUUCACCAAUGCCAGGUGUUGUAGACAAAAUUUUAGUGUCGAAAGCUGAUGUUGUGAGCAAAGGAGACCCUCUGGUUGUGAUUGUUGCCAUGAAAAUGGAGCAUUUAAUUAGAGCACCAUCCGCAGGAACUGUUGAAGAAAUCUUGUGUUCAGUGGGAAGUACCGUAGGAAAAGAUCGUCUGCUCGUGAAAAUAUCAGAAAUUGAAGAAAAAAAUAGCAACAAUGAUUCAUAAAUUUUAAAUUCCAUAGGACUAACUACAGCAAUAGAAUUUAUAUUUUAUCAUUGUAAAAAUUUCAUUAUUUUUCAUUUUUGCAAUUUAUUUCUUUAUAUUUACAAUCGAAAUGUCACCCAGAGAAGAUUCGUGAAUCUGUGAAAUAAUUGUGAUUUGUGAACUGUUGAAAUAAUUCGUUUGAAAAAUGAAGGGAAGAGUUUUGUAUUUGAAUCCUGCGAUUAAAUGACGUUCAGUUCUUUUCCAAUUUCAGUGAAUGCAUUGACAGCUCUGUCAAUAUCCUCUCUCGUGUGGACUGCACUCAAUUGCACACGAAUCCUAGCUUUUCCUUUGGGCACAACUGGAUAACUGAAGCCAAUCACAUAAAUUCCUCUUUCUAAAUCAGAAAAAAACCACAAUAAACGCACGAACUAAUUAUUAUUAAA
Messenger RNA from Diachasma alloeum, 2682 nucleotides. RefSeq names its product methylcrotonoyl-CoA carboxylase subunit alpha, mitochondrial (gene Mccc1). Gene Ontology annotation, cellular component: mitochondrion. The coding region runs from base 116 to 2260 and encodes 714 amino acids. NCBI's taxonomy places the organism in Eukaryota, Metazoa, Arthropoda, Insecta, Hymenoptera, Braconidae. The record is from RefSeq and is a predicted model, not a curated record. Gene Ontology annotation, molecular function: metal ion binding; ATP binding; methylcrotonoyl-CoA carboxylase activity. The transcript has 9 exons.